Molecule: messenger RNA, 1638 nt
Organism: Sporothrix schenckii 1099-18
Lineage: Eukaryota; Fungi; Ascomycota; Sordariomycetes; Ophiostomatales; Ophiostomataceae
Exons: 1
Coding region: 1-1638 (545 amino acids)
Source: RefSeq, a predicted model, not a curated record
AUGGCAUCAGUGGUGUGCAUCCUGGCGCUUGCCACACUUUGGCCUGCUGCCAUCGUCAGCGCCAUAACAGUCUUGCCCGGUGGCGCUCCGAAAGCAUACGCCGGUGCAGCCGGUACGCUGACGCCGUACGACUUUUACACGCAAAGCGCGCCAAACGAGUUCGGUAACCGGUCUGUUGACAUCUUCAUGUCCAACCGCGACAACAUCGACUAUUUUGUCCAGGACGAUUAUCGGGUCCUGCCAUCUGCCGAUAGUUUUGUACGCGGCGCCCUGCAGGCCUGGGGCGAGCAUCUGCACCUCGUGCUCCAGCCAGACGAGCUGUGGCUGACCGUGCUAGCCCAAAUCAAUUUUUAUGUCAACGCGCAUCCGGCGGAGGCAGCGGCUCGAGCGUACGACCUGCGUGCCAACGAGACGGUCAUCGACUCGGCAUACCCGGACUGGUACACAUUCAUGGCGUCUCUCUACGCCGCAGUAACGAGCCGCAUCCAAGUCGACUGGCUACAGCACCAGUGGAUCUCGCCCAACUUCACGACAUCGACAAACGAUCACGUCAUGGCAGCACACAUCCUUAUGCUGGCAAAGACGCGCCCUUUUGGGCGCAAGCCUCCACCACAUACCGGUGCUGCCCUUCUGUGCGGGCUGCCGUCGGUUACACUACUCGGCACCCGCCAGGACUGGGCCGUGGUACAGUGGCGCGUGGAGCGGAUGUCGGUCUUCGGCCCCGAAGCGGCAGCCUACGGUGCGCGGUUGCUACCCGUGGUCCGCCGCUUCGUGCAAACCUUUGACGCACCAGACGACCCAGCCAUCAUAGAAUUCUGGAACUCCAUCGUCGUUGCCCAGCCAGCGGCAGCAUCCACGGCGACGACAAACACGGGCGGCGGCAUGAAGAGCACAACGGGGACAAUGGCUCCGCCACCAGACCGCGAGCCACAUACGCCGCAUACAUGCAGUGGCACGUCAAACGGGCCGAGUUUCAACAUCUCUGGCUGGAUCACGGCAUUUUAUUAUUGGGAUGCUGAUGGCAAGCCGUUUGGCCGGGAUGUCGUAGCAGGUGCUAGCACAACCACGCUUGACAACGUCACCUACCCGUCUAUCGACCUGCGCACCCUUCCUAUUGCGUAUGGCCGCACAUCGAUUGUGUUGCCUCGCUUCAACGGCACAGACAAUUUUCAAAUUCUCGCCAUGGGCGGACCCAUGGGCAAACGCAUCGAUCGGGGCGCGCCCACGGGUUAUUUUGAGGCGCUGAACCGCACACAGAAGCUGAAUCUAGCACCGUGGAUCGAAUCUGACGGUAACAACACAGUAGAAGCUGACGGGCCACCCACCAACAAUCUCAAUCAGACGUAUACACAGUGGGCCAACACAUCAUUUGGUGGUUAUGACCCGCAAAAGCAUGCCACCCUGUCACCAUUGACGUCGUGGAUACUGUACGGGCCGGACACAACGUCUGCGAGUACCGAUAUGGCUCUGAACAGCAGCAGCGGUGUGGCCAUACCCCCACUGUGGCAGCCUGAGCUCGAGCUGGGCACGGUAGCUGCGGCGCUUCUUAGCCAUUUCAAUACAACGCAGUGUGGUGCCCCUCCAGCACCGGGGUUGGCAAAGCGCCACCACAGGCGGAAUUCACAGUGGCAUGGUUGA